ACAGAGUUCACAGUCAGAAAAAUGGGCAACACAAAGGAGAAGCUUAAGGACUUGAUCACCGCUGAACGUUUGGCCAUAUUCUUUGGCCUACUGUCCACCUGUCUGAUUGUAGCCCUCGUAGUUGUGCUCGUCCACAGGGAUAAUUUGUGGAUAGAGUUGGAUGAAGCCAAAAGGAAGUUGGAUGUGCUGGAGGACUACAUUCAAAGCCACUUGCUGGCCACCCUUUCUAAUAGAUAGAUAGAUAGAUAAAUAACAAAAAUUAGCCUUUUUUAUAUUACAUACUGUAUUUUGAAUAAUGGCGUAAGAAUAAUAAAAUAAUAAUGGUGCAUAUCA
Drosophila elegans is the source of this 333-nucleotide messenger RNA. RefSeq lists its product as uncharacterized. Bases 22 to 237 code for a protein of 71 amino acids. Lineage: Eukaryota; Metazoa; Arthropoda; Insecta; Diptera; Drosophilidae. The record is from RefSeq and is a predicted model, not a curated record. The transcript is spliced from 2 exons.